Molecule: messenger RNA, 1869 nt
Organism: Linum trigynum
Lineage: Eukaryota; Viridiplantae; Streptophyta; Magnoliopsida; Malpighiales; Linaceae
Source: the annotation of a GenBank genome assembly
CAUUUAUUAAACAAUACAAUUAGAUAUUUAACUAAUACCAAUACAUGAAUAUCAACACCAAUCAAGAUUGUUAAACCCCUAUCGAACUCCCGAUUGGACCCGGUCCGACCCGGGUCGAGUUUCGAAACGGACUCCAAAAAGCCCCCGGUCUGACCCCUAAAGAGGGAGAAGAAGACAGGGGGAAGAGAGGGAGAGAAACGAAGGAAGGAAGAUGGUGAGUGGGUAAUGGAGGUUAGGUAGAUUUAUUUUGUGAAAACAAGUUUUUAAUAGAUAUAUGUAAGAUAAAUUUUAUUUCAGUCUUUAAAUCUUUAAUUACUAUCUUAUUUGUAUAUAUAUUCAAAAAACGUCUAAAACAGCUAAAAUUGGUCGGAUCCCGAUCAGACCAUUAAACCUCAAACCCCUUGCUUGACCGACUCAAUGACUUAAACUAGUUUGACAACCUUGAUACCAAUAUAAUAACAUCAAUACUAAAACAACAAUAUCGUUACAUGGUUAUCAAUACCAAUGCGAAAAAAUAAUACAUCUAAUGGAAAAACCAAUACCAAUACGAAAAAAUACGUACAUACCAUUACGUAAAAUCCAUAUAUGGAAUCCGAUGAAAAUCAUCGGCGACAGUUAGUCGCCGAAGACAGAGAGGGGGGAGGGAAGUGGAGUGGAGUGGAGUGGAGAGGAAGGGUGGCCGCUAGCGGCAGGAAAGGAACCACCACCAGUGGCGGUACAAGGAGAGAGAGGCGUGCGGAAGAGAGAGAUGGAGAUUCGGGGGCCGGCGGGUGUGGAGACGGGGAAGAAAUCGCCGACUGAUAGAGCUGUUGACUGCGAUGCAGAAUGAGGUUGCAGUAAGAGUUUGAGUAUGAUAAAUAGAAAUUCACUUCUUAAAGGAUAAAAAUUAGAUGUGGUAUAUUUUCUUUUCCAAAAUUAUUCUUAAUCUAAUAUUCACUUUUAAGUUAAAAAUAUGAUGAAAUGGAGAUAAUGAAGGGUUAUUUUUUUGUAGCCACCGUGAUUACUCAAAAUCGAGUAACCAAGCUAACACAUUGCCGCUGUUUGGGGUGAUAAUUGGUUGGUGGUUAUCCAGUUAAACCAACCACUAUCCAAAAUUGGCUGUUAUUCACUAAAACCAACAACCAAAAAAUGUUGUCGGUGUCGGUUAGGGAUUUUAGUCGAAUUUGAUAACCUGAUACCAUCGGUGGUUGGCAGAAAAUAACUCAGUCCACCAUAAAUAACCGCCUGAGGAGAACCUCAUCGCCACUGCCCCUUUGACCUUGCCCGCCACCACCACUAGAUCUUUGCUCUGCCCCCGCCCCCAUCAAGAUGCUUCUCGGCCCUCAACCAUACCUCACCGCCCAACCUCGUCCUUCCAAUCUAGACCUCGCCGUCUCAAUCUCCCGAAUCCCGACCUCAAUGCCCCAACUAGACACGCACCACCACCAAAGAAUCUUUCACUCAAAUCGCUCAGUUGGAGUUUUCGCUUCCGCCGAGAAGAAAGCGGCGACGGUAGAUAUCCAUCAAACAAAUGAAAAGAAGGAGAAGAGGGUAGCUACUAGUGAAGAUAGAUCAUCGGUCGCCAUCGGCGUCCCUGUCUUCUUCAGCUUCGGAGGUAGACGAUAAAUAGAAAGAUUCAAAGGGUUGAAGCGGUCUCGAUCGUCGUCCCCGUUCCGCGUUACAGAUCUGCGUGACUCAAGAUUCUGGCAGCUCUUUCUCUUCCUCCUCUGUCAACCACUCAAGAGUCACCGCUCACAUGCUCUUCUUCCCCUUCCUCGGUCACCAUUGCCCGACAUGUAUAUGGUCAGAGAGAGAGAGAGAUUUGGGGAAGAUGUAAAAGGAACGGGUCCCCGGUUCCACUUUUUUAUUCAAUAAUGUCAGCUCACGAUA